UGUAACUUUGCCAAUUUUGUAGUUAAAAAAACUUGUACCCGAAUUUAUAGAAAAAAAUCGAAAUUGCCAUUUAAUAGAAGUAAGUUGUACUGCUCAUGCCAGUGUAUCAGUGUUAAAAAUUUGAAAUUAGUAUAUUUCGGUACUCCUUAUCACCUCCCGAAAAUUCCCUUUCAAUUCAAGGUCAUCCAGUUUAAAUAUUAGAUAGUACUUCAUAUCGCGAACAUACUGUAGGUAUGUUGUUAACAAUUUAAUUUUUAAUUUUGAAGUUUUCAAAUCGCAAUAAAUUAUAUAUUGUUAACGAUAUACAAAAAACACGUUUUAAAAUAUAUCGGUUCUCUCAUAUAGGUACUUAUUAGCGAAACUUUCAUCACUUGAAAUAUCUAAAUAAGUUUUACCUUUUUAAUAUUUAAUAAUUUUUAGUCUAACCAGGACCUUGUUUCACAGAAUUUGUAUGAUUUUCUAUAGGUUUAUCUUUUACAUUUAUGUACGUGUUUUAUUUUAGUCAUGAUUUCUGUUUUCAAACUGUUUAAAUGCUACGGGGCUUACUAUAGAAUCAAUACAUUUUAGGAUGGUGCAUUAUGGCACUCUUCUGGCACCAUCAUCACUGUAACUUUUACUGGUCAAGUAAUUUAAAUUAAUUUACUACGAUCGCCAUUUUAGAAUUUCUUAUUAUGAGUAAAAAUAGAACUUUUUAAAAUUAUAACCGAAUAAUCUAUUCAAAUCUUCUAUUCUAUGCACACGGCGUCUACUACAAAAUAGUUUUAGGAGAAAUAUGCAAUUUGAUUGAGAGCACUACAAAAAUGUAUUAUAGGUACAAAUCUAUUUAUUUUUUUGGGAUGGUUUGUACUAUAUUUGACGAUUUAUAUAAGCUGACCUUGGGGAUAUGUAUACUUUUACCCUGUUCAAUGCAGCUAUAUAAAGCUCACUGGUUUCAUAGAUCACUUUACUAAAAGGGCUCUCCUAGUUCGUCACUACAUUCCUAUAUUUUAUUAAAUACAAAUCCCCACCAGUUAAAAAUGUUUAUGGUGGGGCGUACUUAGAGAGGGAGAAGGGAACAUAAUACAGAUUCGCUGUUACACAUAUAGAACAACAACAGUCCAGGAUCAGCUGCUAUCGCUGUCAGUGGUGCCUUUCAGAUUGUUUAUUUUAUUCGGAGGUAAUUAUAAAACUUUUUUUUUUCUAUUAUUAUUUUAUCCUAAACUAAAUACAUACUAUUUAUUAUCUUUAUUAUUAAAUAAUAAUGUUUCUUAUUAUUGUCUUAACUUGUGUUAAUCGCAAUAUUUAAAAAUGACACGUUUAAUCGAUUAAAAUUAUUAUUUAAUCGGUUUUAAAAGUAUAAAUGUAUAACAAUUUUAUUAACUCUUAUUAUCUGUAUAAUAUAUAAUAUUACAAUAUGUAGAUAGUAUAACUUUUUGUCUGUAAAAAACAAGCCGUUUUCAGUAGGUAGGUAUUAGACGCUACGAAAUAUUAUAAGUUCAAAUAUCUCAUACUUUUUUUAAUACUUUAUUUUAAAUAUUUUAAACGUGCGAUUGCCGUUAAAAACCAAUAUUAUAUAGGUACUAUUAUGUAGCAAUUUUUUUUUAAAAUCUGCAACAUUCAUUUAAUAUUAAAUAAACUCGAUCGGAUGACUACAGUUUUUCAAUUCGAUUUAAUAUAUCUAAAUGCUUACACUAUAUGCAGUAUUUCAAAUUUUAAAGGUUUACAAGUAAUUUUUUCUUACAAACGAUUGACCGUUUUUUGAUGGUUGCCUGGAUGCAAAUAUAGUUUAAAUUCGUCACAAAGCGUGGGCUCGUGCAAAAAAAUAUAUUAAUAUCAUGUUCUCGGAUAUUUCUAUAUUUAAGAUUUGGCGUUGACAUCAUUUGCCGUCAUUCAUAAACGCUGUAACACGAUACAAUACUAAUUACUCGAUUGAUAUCUUCGGUGAAUACCGAUUUUCAACAAUUUAAUAUAUCUACUUACCGAAUUUUCGUUGCGUUCUAAAAAUCGAUAUGUACCCUUAGGAUAGGUACUUACAUACCCAUAUCGCGAGUCGAUAACUCAUCGGCUGUAAUAUUAUCGCUAUACCCGUUUGGAAUUUGGAAUUUUUUUUUCUCUCUCUCAAAUACGAAAUAAAUCCGUUAUCGGUUGUAACAAUAACAAUAUAAUAUUAUCGUGGGAGCGAUGUAAAUCAACAUAUUGUAUUAUUGGCAAUAAUGAUUGUUGCGUUAUUGUUAAUAUACACCCGCUACAUACCCGCGAUGAUUGAUUCGCGCGAUUUGCGUCGUUUUAAUAUUAUUAUUAUUAUCGCGGUGUUAAUAAAAUUAAAAAACAAAUUUAGCGAGGAGAAAAUAAAAUGUAACGACCAGUGGGGGCGAUGAGGUGGUUGGUCGGAAUUUGGGUCGGUUGAGCGCAUACCGCAACGGCGGCGUACGACUAUUUUUAAACGUCCGCUGCGUGGUGCCGCGCGGCGGUAUCGGUUUACUCGCUGUAAAUGGCGGGUACCAGACUAUUUUUUUUAUUUUAUUUUUUUUUUUAUUUUAUACAUCGGCAUUAGCGACUUUGCUAUUUUUGUACGAUUCCACGGAAGCCUAUUUUUCUUCCGAAAUAGAUAACGGUGGAAAAUAAGAAGGGGUCAAUAUGUUACUAUAUUAUAUACCUACCUCUCUGAAUUACCUCCGGGACGGUAUUUACAGUCUUAAUAACAAUAUAAUAAUUAUUACACGUCAUUAUUAGUUUUAUAAAUAAAUAAUUAUUAUUGGGCAAUAAUUAUCGAAAAUAUUUUCAAUUUACUAGAUCGUAAAUAUUUAAAGCGUAGGUACCUAUAUAGGCAUACGUUCAUAAUAUUAUAUUAUACCUAGGUGCUUAAAAAUAUUAUACUCGAUGGUAUACAUUAAUUAUUGUUGUAUUGUUUAAAUAUUUCGUGAUCUUUAAAAAAUUAUACGUACGUAACGAUUUAUUACAACUACAAUAAUAAGUUUAAUAUAGUGUAUCCGUAAAUGACGCCGUAAAUAAAAUUUAAUUUAUCCAAAAACAAAUUAAAGACGAAUUUCGUUUAAAUAAUAAUUUCCGUAUUAAUUAAAACACACAUUGCAGGUAGUUAAAAAUCAAAAUUAUUUUAAUAGAUGAUGAACAAUGAUAUUAUCUAACAUUAAAUUAUAGCCAUCAUAAUUUACUAAUAUAAAUAAUAAUUCUUAGUUAUUUGUAUACUAUACAUGUAACUAUUUACAUUUAUAUUUUAAUAUUAGCACGGAUUUUUUUUUAAAUUUCUCUUUUGAUACAUUAAGAAAGAGUUUUGAAAACGGUUUUAACACUAAAAAUAUUUAAAAUAGACAUAUCGACUUGUUAGAUUUUACUUUUAAAACUUGUAAAGCGAACGUUAAAAUUACCCAUCAAUUCUGAGCCUAUAAAAAUAUUGGUGUAUACAUAAUAUAUAGUAUAUAAAUACUCAUCAUUCUAUAAAACUUAAAUAAGCAAUGGACUAAAAAGAAAAAAAAAUAUCAUGUUAAUUUAUUAUUUAUUGAUUUUUAAAUUGGACGUCAAAAACAAAUAUUACUUAAAGAGACAUGCGUGAUUUUAAAGUGUAUUAUUUAUUUGUUUGAUAAAACUAUUUGUUCAAUUGGGUCAAAAAUAUAAACAGAAAAUUAUCAUUGGUUUUAACUUAACUCUAAAAAUAAUACAAAUAACAAUUUUCACAAAAAAUAACUACCCGUUGAGCAUUUUAUGGUGUCAAACACAAUACAAUUAAUAAAUAAAAAUGAUAAGUAAAGCAAUUAUAUAAGAAUAUAAGUGAUAUUAUAUAACACUCCUAUUGUAUGUUUUUAAGCUUAAAAAAUCAACUAAAAAUGAGCUAUUAGGUACGAACAGAGAAGUUAAUUUUUUGAAAAAAAAAAUUUAUAAAAAAUGUAUUUAACCAAUCAUUAUUAUAGUUUAAAUAUAAUGGUUUAGUUGAGCAAAAUUCAGUGUAUCUUUAAUUAUGGUUGAUUCAUGUAUCUAAAUUUAAUAAAAAAAACACAGAUGUUAAAUUAUUUUAUAAAAUGUAUUUAAUAGUUUCUAAUGAAUUCUUUAAUUUUAUAUAAGUGGGGUGACAAAAAACAACUUCAAAAUGGACGCAAUUAAGAAGAAGAUGCAGGCCAUGAAAAUGGAGAAAGAUACCGCCAUGGAUAAGGCCGAUACUUGUGAAGGCCAGGCUAAGGACGCGAACCUCCGCGCAGAUAAAGUAUAAUCACUAUGACUACAAAAAUAUUGAAAAUAAAAUAUUAAUAUACAUUUUCGUUUAGGUAAAUGAAGACGUAAGAGAAUGUCAAAAGAAAUUGACUCAGGUGGAAAGUGAUUUAGAUACCAACAAGAACAAGUUGGAAGAGGCUAUCAAGCAAUUGGAAGAUAGAGAGAAGGCACUAACUGCGGUAAGUUAACAAUGCGAGUUGGUAAUUUUAAAAAAUAUGUUGAAAUAUGAUUUUAUUCAAAGGCUGAAAGUGAAGUAGCUGCUUUGAACAGAAAAGUUCAGAUGAUUGAGGAAGAUCUUGAAAGAUCUGAAGAAAGGUCCCAAGCUGCUUUGUCCAAAUUGGCCGAAGCUUCUCAGGCAGCUGAUGAAUCUCAACGGUAAAUUUUGUGUAUUAAUUUACUAACUAAAUGUUUAUUAUAUAUCAUAAUAUAUAAAUUGUAUUUCAGUAUGUGUAAAGUACUCGAAAACCGUAGCCAGCAAGAUGAGGAACGUAUGGACCAAUUGACUAACCAAUUAAAGGAAGCUCGUCUCUUAGCUGAAGACGCUGAUGGAAAAUCUGAUGAAGUAAGUAAAUGAUAAUCUAAUUACCUACGAAAUAUUAGAUUUAAAAAAAUAAAAUAUUCAAGGUUUCGAGGAAACUAGCUUUUGUUGAAGACGAACUUGAAGUGGCAGAGGAUCGAGUAAAAUCUGGCGACUCGUAAGUGAAGUUUUAUUAACUAUAAUUAUGCAGAAUGCAAUAUUAAUUAAAUUUAAAUCUUUAGGAAAAUCAUGGAAUUGGAAGAAGAAUUGAAAGUUGUAGGAAACAGUUUGAAAUCAUUGGAGGUUUCUGAAGAAAAGGUAAUUAGUUAGAAAGUAAUAAUAAAAUAGGGCUAAAUUCAAUAACUGUAUUUCUAGGCUAAUCACCGAGUGGAAGAGUACAAGCAUCAGAUCAAACAACUCACUGUAAAAUUAAAGGAGGUAAGCAUUUAAUUUUUUUAUAAAGUAUUUUAAUGAAAAAAAAAAUCAAAGUGCAUAUUUUUAUGUUUUAUGGUGUAAAUUUCAAUUUUUAUCAUAGGCUGAAGCUCGUGCUGAAUUUGCCGAGAAAACUGUCAAGAAAUUGCAGAAGGAAGUUGACAGACUUGAAGGUAAGUUCUACGGCUUAAUUUUUAAAAGAGAUAAUGUUAUUCAAAACAAUAUUGACAUUAUUAAUACAUUUUUUAAUUUAGCUCAAUGUUUAGUAAAUAUGUGCAGCUAUUUAUUUAUGCUUUGUUGUAAUUAUUGGUUUUUUUUCUUUAUCUAAUUGUUUAACAUUUUGACAAUCGGGGCUUUUUUUAUCAAUGGGUUGUUUAUGUUUGUUUGUACAAUAAUGUGUUGUUUUUCAGAUGAUCUCUUCAAAGAGAAAGAAAAAUCCAAAGAAAUCACGGAUGACUUGGAUUCGACAUUUGCUGAACUCACUGGCUACUAACCAAAUACAAAUUAUUCUGCAUAGCCUUCAUUUGUUUUCUUCUUGUUUUUAUGUUCGAGUUUUGUCAUAAACCAAUGUAGCUUUUUGUAAAAAUAAUGCUUUUUUUAAUUUUAAUUUUUUUUUUCAUUUAAUUUGCUUUUAUUUGUCAUUUUAAUAUGUUUUGUCUCCAGUUGUUGCUGUACAAAUUCGCUUCUAUUACUGCCAGGUACAACAAUAUAGUUUAGAAUUUAAAAAAAAAAAACAUUGACGUAUGAUAUAAAAUAAAGAUUUCUUAUCUUGCAUAAUUUAUUUUUACUGAUGACUUCAAUAUAUUUUGAUUUUUAUUAUUAAUGUAGUCAGAUAUAAUACUAAGUUAAAUUUGAAUAUGUGUUCUCUAGAAAUUUCUAAAUAAUUACAAUUUAAAAAAAAAAUGUGGAAGUAACUAAUGAAAAUUAAUAUUUUGUACUUUAUCCUAUUCUUCAAUGUUUUUUUUUUUAUUUAACAAAUGAAUAUACGUAUUAUAAUAUCUUUAAAAAUUAAAGAAAUCGGGUAUUAACUAUACAGUUAUGAUUGCAUCUAAAAUACACGUUUUAAAAAUGAUUGUAAUGUUUGUGGUCAAACUUGAUUUUUCAAUUUGCAUACUUUACCUAUGCAUUCAAAAUACUUUUACUUUUCAAAUUAUACAAAUGACGAAUAAUGAGAAUUUAUUAUUUUUCAGAUGAACUCGGCCUUAACAAAGACAGAUACAAGUCUUUGGCCGACGAAAUGGAUUCCACAUUCGCUGAAUUGGCCGGAUAUUAAUUCUCUUAAAUUAGCCACGUCAUUUUUAAAGGAGUUUACAUCUGAAGUAAAUAAUUACCCGAUGAUUUUAUUACCAAAUAAUACAUUAUCAUCUUUAAAUCCGUUAAUAAAUUGAAAGAACAUUACAAUAAAUUAUUAUAUUGUUAGAUUAUUUAUUAUUUGAACCAGUGCAUAAAUAUUUAUA
Cinara cedri is the source of this 6609-nucleotide messenger RNA. The record is from the annotation of a GenBank genome assembly. NCBI's taxonomy places the organism in Eukaryota, Metazoa, Arthropoda, Insecta, Hemiptera, Aphididae.